ACUGGACUGUUGUAAGGUUCCUAUUAUUCGAACGGAAUCAAAUUUCUUUUGAUAAUAAAUGAAUUAAAUAUGCAAAAAUUUUCAAUAAAAAUCGUCAUAAAGUAAAACAAAAAGUUUUCGAGCUCUAUUAAAUUAGAACAUCCUAGUUUUGUACAUUAUUUAUUCAUUAUUUACGAUUAUUCAAAAGAUCCCUCCUAGAUACAACUGUCAUUCAUUCCAACCUCUUGUCCUACGCUCUUCCUACCGUACCUUUAGCACUAUCUGUCUGGCUUGUUUUCGUGAGAAAAGAAACACGGAAAAGCCAUAUCGCGAAUCUGCUACGGUAAUUAGCGCGUUUAAUUUAAUAGAAAACCUUUGUGGGCAGUGUCAUGUGUGUUAAGCUCUAAAGUGUCUCCAAGAAGUACUGGUUAAUUGAAAUUGUGCGUUUUAAUGCUGCAGAAAAGCAGAAUAUGCGUACCAAAUGAAGCAACAACAAAAAAACAACGAGCUUGCCUGCGAUACGUAGAAAGAAAAGUUCCAAGAAAAGCGCAGCAACUAGUGCGUAGUGUCGUUUUGUGAUAAGAUAUCCCUUCCGAAGAGAUAAAAACGAAUCACUUUCGUUAUCAAAUCAAAGAAAAGGAAGCGUUUGAGAAGACAAAGCUGGGCAUUAAUUUUCUUCCCUUCGUGUUGCAGUGAAAGUGUCAUUAGGGUGAAAAAUGUAGUGUCCAAGACCGCCUGAACCGUAGCGCAAGAAAACUCAAGUUUUCCUCGUAAGCAAACAACCAAGGAAAUACGCUGCUAACCAUUGAACAGCACGAGCCCCUUGGCACGCAAAAACAAUCAGCUAGACAGAAAUAUCAUCCCCGUGGCAAGGAAAAAGAAAAAAAACAACCCCCCUCUAUCACCUCCCCCCGGGUAAAUGUGUCGGUCCGUGGUACACACGUAACCACACACAUACAGUCAAAUGGAGUGCCGGGGUGGUGGAUUGUGUUGAAUGAAAAUUGGUUUACCGGCUGGCUUACCAGUUGUUCGAGUCCAUCGUCUCCAAUUGCGGAGAAGAUGAGAUUUCGGCUGGUUAGCCUGCUAACCACCGGAUCGCCCUUGCUUACCGAUGGGGCACUGUCGCUGGUGUUUCCUCUGCUCCUACUGCUGACAACGACCAUCUGUACAAAUGUGUCAUCUAGUGUUAAUAAUAGCUCCACCGGCCACUAUCAGCCCGUGCAGGCUGGUACACACUAUCCUGCCAGCCAAUCCUUCACAUCGGUCCAUGUCGAUGGCAGUACGUUAGCUUACAAUAAUUCCACAACGGAUACUGGCAAUCGGUCGGCCACGUUCGGGCAACAAACCGCAAAACCAUGCUGUGAUAGUAAUAGUACCGACCGGCCGGUCCCGUCCGCCAGGACGCAUCGUGUAGUGAUAGAAUUUUCCACCAAAAUCGUCCAGAAUGAGUAUAUAGUGCAGUUCAAUGGUUACUACAAACCAAAGCAGCGGGAAAGCUUCAUACAGGCUGCGCUGAAUGGUUCGAAGGUGCAAAAAUGGCGCAUCUUGCCACGCAACAAUCCGGCCCAAGAUUUCCCGAGCGAUUUCGAUGUCCUGACGCUGGAGGAAGCGGUCGAAUUCGCGGACGAUGGUUUAGCGUUGCUGCGGACGCAUCCUUCGAUCAAAAGCAUAUCACCGCAGCGGAUGGUACAUCGGGCACUAAAGUACGUACCACUGCGACAAUCGGAACUCGAUCCCGAUCAAGCUCAAGACCGAGAGCAGGAGAUAGAACCACCAGAGCCGGAGUUGGAGCUUGACGAUCUGGAAACGGAAGAUUUUAUCGAGUUUAUUCAAAAACGGCGUCUCACAACGGAAGAUGAUUCGUCCGCUGGUGUUGCAUCUCCUUCACAAACUUCCCCACCACCACCACCACCGCCCCACUCACCAAACCGUCACUCAAAUCGACGGUUGCUUCGUGCAAUACCACGCCAAAUAACGGCACUACUAAAAGCGGACGUACUCUGGGGGAUGGGAAUUACCGGGCAGGGUGUAAAGGUGGCCGUCUUUGACACGGGACUGGCCAAAUCCCAUCCACACUUCAAACGCAUCAAGGAGCGCACGAACUGGACGAACGAAAAAACGCUAGACGAUGGCGUUAGCCAUGGUACGUUUGUGGCCGGCAUAAUCGCCUCGUCGAAGGAAUGUCUCGGCUUUGCACCGGACGCAGAGUUGCACAUUUUUCGCGUAUUCACCAACAACCAGGUGUCGUACACGUCGUGGUUUCUCGAUGCGUUCAACUACGCCAUACUGAAGAAGAUAAACGUGCUGAACCUAAGCAUCGGGGGACCGGAUUUUCUCGACCAACCGUUCGUGGAUAAGGUGCUGGAGUUGUCGGCGAAUCGGGUCAUCAUGGUGUCGGCGAUCGGUAACGAUGGACCACUGUACGGGACGCUUAACAAUCCGGGCGAUCAGAUGGAUGUGAUCGGUGUCGGUGGGAUGGAUUAUGCGGACAACAUUGCCAAGUUUAGUUCGCGCGGUAUGACCACGUGGGAGCUACCGUACGGGUACGGUCGACUAAAGCCGGACAUUGUUACGUACGGCAGUCAGGUGAAGGGUAGCAACCUGAACGGUGGCUGUAAGUCCCUUUCCGGCACGUCCGUCGCAUCGCCAAUGGUGGCCGGUGCGGUAACGCUUAUCGCAAGCGGUGUACUCGAUCGACCGGAGGUGGAUUUAAAUCCCGCUUCGAUGAAACAGGCACUGAUCGAAGGUGCCCAACGGCUGACGGACAACAACAUGUUCGAACAAGGGCACGGAAAACUGAACAUUCUCCGUAGCAUGAAAGCGCUGGCAGCGUACCGGCCGCGGGUAACACUUUCACCGGCGUACCUCGACUUCACCGAGGACUAUAUGUGGCCGUACACGACGCAAAGUUUGUAUUACAGCGCGAUACCGGUCAUUGCGAACGUUACCAUCCUGAACGGGAUGGGUGUGAUCGGGCGCGUAAUCAAUCGACCCACGUGGCAUCCGUACAGCAACGAGCACGGUGAGCUGCUGAACGUUUCGAUCAGCUACUCGGAGCAACUGUGGCCAUGGUCCGGUUGGAUGGCGGUACACAUCGGUGUGAAUGAGGCGGGCCGCGGGUUUGAAGGUAUCGCACAGGGCCACAUCACGCUAACAGUCCAAAGCCCGGCCGAGGGUGCGAACGAACGGGAACCACGCAACGGUACGGUCAGCUUUGCCAUUAAGGUACGCAUCAUUCCGCAACCACCGCGCCAGAAGCGUAUCCUUUGGGAUCAGUACCACAGCCUGCGGUAUCCGCCCGGAUAUCUGCCCCGCGAUAAUCUCAAAAUCAAAUCCGACCCACUGGACUGGCGGGCGGAUCAUGUGCACACGAACUUUAAGGACAUGUACACCCAUCUGCGCAAUGCGGGCUACUACGUCGAGGUGCUCGGUGCGCCCUACACCUGCUUCAAUGCUUCCCACUACGGUACGUUGCUGGUCGUCGAUCCGGAGGAGGAAUUUUUCCCCGCCGAAAUAGCGAAACUGCGCGAGGACGUACUGGACCGGCAGCUCAGCGUGAUAGUGUUUGCCGACUGGUACAACACGUCCGUAAUGCGGCGCAUAAAAUUCUACGACGAAAACACCCGCCAAUGGUGGAUGCCGGAUACGGGCGGUGCAAACGUACCGGCGCUAAACGAUUUGCUGCGUGACUUUGGUAUCGUACUGGGCGAUCGUGUUGCGGACGGAUAUUUCGAUAUGCGCGACCAUCGGAUGUAUUACGCUUCCGGGGCAAAUAUUGUACGCUUUCCGGUCGGCGAAGGUACGAUCCUGAUCGAGCGCGAUCUGCUAGAUGAAGGGCUCGCCAUCACGCAACCGGACGAAUCACGCUCGAAGGUACGUCUGCGUACCGCCAUACUGGGUAUGUUGCAAACCGAUCGACGGGUUUAUGCACGGCUGCAACCGGCCACACCGAAUCCGGAAGGACCACCGCAAAUGUCCGCGGAUGAGAUGCUGGAAGAUGUUGAAGAGGAUAGCGGAAAGAUCGAUCGUGGUGCGAUCAUUAACAAGCGCAUCCUGCUGAGUGCUGGCGCUGUCGGUGGUGGAGAUGUAGAGGAGGACGAGGAAGUGCCGAACGAUGGUGGUGAGUUUAAUCGGGACGAUGCAGCGAAUCGUAUCGAUGCCGGCGAGGAACCACUGCCGGAAGACGAUCGGGAUGGGGACGAUAUUGGGCUGAUGUUGCGCGAACGCACGAAACAGGCUGUGAAGCAGCACAAUUCUACCACCGCAGCGGCUAGAACGGCCAACCGGCCGGAACUGGCUGGUGGACGAAUUGCACUGUACGGUGAUUCGAACUGUCUCGAUUCGACGCAUCUGGAGAAGCCAUGCUUUUGGCUGCUGGAUUCACUGCUCGAGUACACGAUGACGGCACACGUAACGAGCCUGCUGCGCGAUCUCAACGUUAGCCGACAGGUGGAACAAAUCGAAGAAAACGUGAAGCUACCGCAACGAAUGCCGAACAAUAAUCUGCACCUGUACUCGAAGGUACUUGUCGCGCAUACGACCACCGGUGAAAAACGGCCACUUCCUGCCUGCCAGCGGCUCGAUUGGGAGUAUCCGGUAACGCUUAACAUGUCCACCCUGAACAUUGGUCCGAACGAACGGUUGCUCGGUCAGGAACAGCAGCAUCAGCAGCAGCAGCAACAUCUGCUGACGGUUCAACAGCGUCAGCUUAAACAGGGACCACCGCAACCAAUGUUGCCCCUGGUAGGCAACGAGCUUGUCUACAGUAGCCGGGGCCGUAGGUUGGAAAGUCAGAAAGGUGGAAAUUCCGUGCUUGGCGCUAACGAUGAACCGGACGUGCCCGGAUGGCGCAACAAGAAGACGGACAAAAUCCCUCCGAACGCGCCACCGAACGUUUUCAACAGCCCUUCCGGUGCAUCACCGACGGCGGGCACACCGAUGGCGGUGGGUGUAAAAAUUAUUCCCCUGGCCGGCGGCGGCGGCGGCGCCGGUGCCACAGAGGACGUCGACUAUUAUGCGGCGGAAAGCCGUGGCAGCAAUGGACACGUGAACGGUGGUUCCCCCGGUUCGGUAGCAUCCGGAGACUUCUGGUCCUGGUUGACCAGCUCAAAGAGUGCUUUAAUGGUGGGCCUGUUCAUACUGCUGACGCUGCUAAAUUUGGUGCGCAAAUCGAAAGGACUCACGAUAAAGCGGCGGCUUAAUUAUGUUUUCAAGAAGAUUGGCUUCUAGGAAGGAUUCUGUUGAUGCUGCUGUGACGGCUAAAACCAAAACGCUACGGAACCGAUGUUCCCACGUAGGUUAAGCAAGCUUAGAACUUUACAAAAUAAGCCUCGGGGCGAAACGAUUCGAUAUAGAGGUAGAAGAAACGGGUGGCAAACGGUAGAGAUAGAUGGAUAGCAUUAGAGAAUGGUCCCAUUUUCCUGUAGCUAUAUUAUGCUGACUGUUGUUUUAUGUUCUUGUUAUUUUCUAGCUACUUAAGUUUAACCGUCAUUAAUAUCGUGUAAGAGGAUAGAGUAUGGCUCUGUUUUAUUUAGUAGCAUAUGAUUCAAAUAUUUAAUAUAUUACAGCCUUAGCUUAUCUUCGAAGACGAAAAGGUGCUGUUCGUGUAGUUUUAGAUGUGUAGGAUCAUGUUUUUUUUCUGUUACGCAAAGAUUAUUUCAGUUGCCCCCUUUGUGGCAAGGGAUGGAUGACGGAGGUUAGUACCCUUUUACAAAAAGCAACGUAAAACAGCAUUAGAACGACCUAAUAACUAGAAAGAGGUUAAGGGAAGGAAAUUGUUUAGCAAAAUUGUCCCCUACGUGUACAUUAUAAAAUGUGUAUCGAAACGAAAAACCGAUUAACAUACAUUAUGUCAAUCCGUACUAUCCGAGUUCCUCAAUCCCGUAGUAAGUCGGGUUUUUUGGAGAACGCAAAAAAUAAAGAAGGAAAAUAUUUUUAUAUUUUUAUAACGAAA
Anopheles funestus (African malaria mosquito) is the source of this 5932-nucleotide messenger RNA. It is a transcript of the gene S1P, whose product is annotated as membrane-bound transcription factor site-1 protease. Gene Ontology annotation, cellular component: Golgi apparatus. Bases 1039 to 5208 code for a protein of 1389 amino acids. Gene Ontology annotation, molecular function: serine-type endopeptidase activity. NCBI's taxonomy places the organism in Eukaryota, Metazoa, Arthropoda, Insecta, Diptera, Culicidae. The transcript is spliced from 4 exons. The record is from RefSeq and is a predicted model, not a curated record. Gene Ontology annotation, biological process: proteolysis.